AUGGAAACAGUCCUUCAAUAUACCUAAUUCAUGACUGCACUUUCUUUGUACUUACAAAUGUCAUAUUGUAGCAGCAACAAGCAUUUAUCUGUCCCAAACAGUUCUGUAGUGGCAUUGUAUAACGGUUCACUUUCACUUCAAAGAAUCACGUGCUGAAGACGCCUUGCCCCAUGUGGACAACGCGCUCAAGAGGGCAGGAGGGUGGGAGGUGAAACUGCUCCUGUCCUUUGAAAGACCCUUCUCUCUUUUCAUCUGUUCCAGUCUACUCUCUUGACAUCCAGAGGAGGCUCCAUAGAGUGGGUAGGACUCAGAACGAGAGGCCCUUGCGAGAUUCUCUAUAGUACUCAGGAUUCGAUAUACCUCCGAACUGUGAUUUGGCUGCAGGAAUCCGUUUUCGUGUCAGUCAGCUUCUGCAGAAGUCUAGCAGAAAUGUCGGAAGAGUGCGAUCUCGGACAGCUUCUUGAUAGCGUUUACAAGCUCCGUAACGCUGCUGUGGAGAAUCAACGCUAUACUGCAUACAGAGUUGCAUCGCUCGAGCGUGCUCUUGUCACCAUGGAAGAUAAGCUGAAGAAACAUGAGAAAAUGAUACAGUAUCUUGAGAAUCAGCUAAAAGUCAAGACGGACGUCUCUGGGCGCAAGAUUGAUAAUGGGGUUGGACGGUUGGUCGAUACCACUGAGUCCUCUUUUCAGCUGAACGUUGGUUCGGGAUUCGAGGUGAAUGUGAAGUGCAGAAUGGAUAGCAGUGUGCUCCAAGCCCCUUUCGUGGAGCACGAGUCUCCUGUCGAGUCCAUGUUAAUGAUUGCAGCUCCGCCUGCCACUCCCACUCGACAGGAGUCAGCGGAUUGUUGGAUUGUCGAGAACGGCAACAUUGACUCUUUCCUGGACGACAUAAACACCCCAGUUCUAGAACCAGAGAGACGUGACUUCAUGCCAACUCAUCGCAGAUCAGCAUCUAACGUCUCCGACUACCAGAGCGUCAUGGGCGAUUUUCCCAACAAAAUGCCACUGAAGCCUGUUCCAUGGGACGGGAAGAUUUCCUGGGCGUUCGAAUCCUCAAGCAUUUUUGACAACCCAGAAGAGGAAACAGACGCGGCUGCUGUCCGCUACGCAUUUUUUGGAGGCCGCACCGCCUCUAAGCUAUGGCUCUUCCAGUAUGGCAUCCGCUACAUCCCAGGAUCAGAAGAAAAAAACGCUUUCCGUACUGUUAAAGUUGAGAACCUGCCGUUGGAUAUCGACAUGAACACUCUGCUUAGCCAGGUCUGUGGUGGCGAGAUUGUCGUUGCCCGUCUCCUUAAUACCAGCAGUAUUACGGGACACCACACUGCCCUGGUUACCUUUGUCCAGCAGCGUCAGGCAGAGGCAUUUGUUGACUACGCUUCGAAGUAUGGUCUCUCUUUCGGAAAGGAUAAUGUCUGUGUGAAGAUGCUGGAGACCCCAACCUAUCCAAUGUCGGCGGAGAUGGAAGGCCUCAUCCUUGACGAGGGUUACACGCGCUGUGUUGUCAUACGUGACUUUGAAGAAGAUCUUUAUGAGGAACUUGUCUCUCUCGUCAUCGGAUCUGUUUGCGGUAAUGAAAUCGAAGAGAUCAAGCCAGAAGGGAACAGGGUUACUAUCCAGUUCCACUCCAUCAAGAUGGCCGCUGUCGCCUUUGGACUAAUUCGCGGCCGCCGUUCCUUCUCAGGAUGUCGUCUUGAUUUUGCGCCUGACCCUUGUGCUCGUCCCGCUCGCCCAGUCAUGGAAUAAGUGAACGGCAUUUCCUCAGACGCGUAUUUGGCUUCUGCGGGCA
Molecule: messenger RNA, 1786 nt
Organism: Paecilomyces variotii
Lineage: Eukaryota; Fungi; Ascomycota; Eurotiomycetes; Eurotiales; Thermoascaceae
Exons: 3
Coding region: 430-1743 (437 amino acids)
Molecular function (GO): nucleic acid binding
Source: RefSeq, a predicted model, not a curated record